AUGUCGAAAGAAGACUGUCUUCAUGAGCCCCUUAUCAAUGAAUCCAACAAUUCAGAUCAUGACGGAUAUCUUCCAGACCGAGAGCCAGGCGAAUUUCAUCAUGGCCAUGGUACAAAGAGUUACGAUUUCUUUUAUAAGGCCACAAUAACGUCAUUGGUACUUAUUCUUGCUAUCAUUUCUACAUUAUUAAUAAGAGUGGAAACGCAAUUCCAUCACAGGGUUGAUCAAACCUGCGCUUCGCAUACCACAUCAUGGUCUCAUUGGCCUGUACAGGGCGGCUUCAUUGAUUAUGUCUCAAUACUUAUGAAGAUCUUAGCUCCUCUCCUCCGAGAUACUCCCAUCACAUAUAGAACUCAUACGUUUGACGGUUCAUUCAUGGAUGAGAAUAUUUAUCGGCAAGAAGGAUCCCCAGAAGUCGAUGCAGCCUGGGAAGCGCUUGGAGUUGAUUCUCGAGCCGGGAUUAUUUCCAAAGAAGACGGGCUCGCUAGUGGCCUAGACUCUUCAUUUGUACAGCGGGCAGACAAAUAUGGAGGGGGAUUCCUUGUCAAUGUCGAGGGAAUGCAUCAUUUGCACUGCUUGAACUUACUCCGAAAGUCUCUGUACUUUAAUUACGACCACUACAAGAACCUUGGUCACCACGCGUUCAAGAACGAGGAGCCAAUCCUCCGCCGACAUGUUACUCAUUGUCUCGACACAAUCCGUCAAGUGUUAAUGUGCAAUGUCGACACGGGAGUCCUAGGUCAAGUCUGGGCUAACCCCAAUAACCCAACGGCGUUCCCCGACUUCAACACCAAGCAUGUAUGUAAAAACUACGAGGGCGUAAGAAAGUGGGCGGAGUCUAUUCAAGCCCCUCCACAUGACCAAGUUCCCGAGGACUUCUUGGAAACGCCAAGUUCAGAAGAUAUCCUGCUUGAGAUACCAUAG
Molecule: messenger RNA, 924 nt
Organism: Clonostachys byssicola
Lineage: Eukaryota; Fungi; Ascomycota; Sordariomycetes; Hypocreales; Bionectriaceae
Source: the annotation of a GenBank genome assembly